Triticum dicoccoides is the source of this 1428-nucleotide messenger RNA. RefSeq names its product octanoyltransferase LIP2p2, chloroplastic-like. Gene Ontology annotation, molecular function: lipoyl(octanoyl) transferase activity. The record is from RefSeq and is a predicted model, not a curated record. The coding region runs from base 478 to 1386 and encodes 302 amino acids. NCBI's taxonomy places the organism in Eukaryota, Viridiplantae, Streptophyta, Magnoliopsida, Poales, Poaceae. The transcript is spliced from 5 exons. Gene Ontology annotation, biological process: protein lipoylation.
CCGCCUCCCAAAGCUGUCGACCACCGCCGGCCGCCGCCCCCCGCCCCUGCUUCCCCUCCGUCCACCGCGACCUCCUCACCGCCCAGCACCUCGUCUGCCUCUCGAAUCGACCGAACUCGCUGAAAAGCUGAAAAGAACUGGAGGACUGAUUAUGCACACAGCCGAUUCUCUGGGCAAUUUCUCAGAAUCAGAUUCUUUGGGCAGGUAAGCUGAAAAGAACUGGCCCUCAGUUUAGUUGGUGCCGUGCAGCCGGCAUCAAUUCCUCACCAUCGCCUGGAAAAAUUAAGUAAACUUUAUUCAACUUGUGCGAAAAGUAAACUGACUGUACUAAAUCCCUGUGAUCUUGGAAUUGCGAUUGCCGUGUGAUUCGAUUCACGCCGAUCCAAUCCAGGCCUUCCUCCUCGCCGCCUCCACUGUGCCUCAGUGCAGAAGUCCAUCAGCCGCGGGUUUGGUUCCACCCCAGCCAGACUCAAGAGCAUGGUUUCUUCUGCCAUGACAGUCACUGCCCCUCUCUGCCACAGCGUCAUGCCUUUCCCGGCCACUGCUAGGGACUCCUCGGCACGCUCCCGAGUGGGAAGGCCGGGCCUUGCCGCUGGCUGCUGCUCCGGUCCUAUCGCCGCCGCAGUGACCAACGCGGCCCUGGUGGCCGAUGCUGCCCGCGUCGGUACGAGGAGGUGUGAACUCUUUGAUCUCCAUCGGCAGAUAGUUCCUCUUGUUGAUUCAUGGGGUUGGCAGAAGUCCAUUGUUGAGAGGAGAAAACCGUUGGUAGGCAUAGACACGGACACAGAUGAAGAUCACUCGGACACCUUAAUCACGCUGCAGCAUCCACCAGUUUAUACACUGGGCAACGGCAAUAGCGAGAAGUACCUCAAUUUCAAUAUAGAAGAUUCUCCUAUUGAGAUUCAUCGUAUUGAUCGUGGUGGGGAGGUGACAUAUCAUGGUCCUGGACAGCUCGUUCUGUACCCGAUUCUCAAUUUGCGGUAUCAAAAGAAGGAUCUUAACUGGUACCAAAGAUCACUUGAAACUGUGAUCAUUCGUGCCCUUCAGUCCGCAUUCUCUAUUAAGGCAUCAACAAUAGAAGGCCUCACUGGCGUUUGGGUUGGGGAUCAGAAAGUUGCAGCUAUUGGAAUUAUGUGUGCAAGAUGGAUAGUAUAUCAUGGUCUAGCGCUAAAUGUCACAACUGACCUAACCCCUUUUGAACACAUUGUUCCCUGCGGCAUAAAGGGUCGUGGCGUUGGGAGCAUUAAGCAGAUAUUGCAAAAGGCUUCCAACGGUAGAGAACAUAACGAUUCAGAACUGAUGGAUAUAGCUUAUGAAUCAUUGACCAAAGAGUUUGCCGAGUUUUUCCAACUCUCUCUGGAACGCAGCCCUGAUUUGUAUCUUUAGCUAGAUAACAUUAUCAAUCAACUGCAGAAUGUUUUAUUGGAU